GGGAAAUAAUUGUCACACUUUGGACUAAUUGUGACACCAAUCUUCCGCAAAAAAUUCGCUCACAUGUUUUGAUUGUUUCCUUGAAAUUUAUGUGCCAAAACCUUCAAUCUCGACUUUAGUGCUAUGUCGAAGACUUGAGCCAAUAUUUUCAUAGAGAUAUGAUUACAAGUUUACCGUGAUUAGAUCGCUAUCUUCAAUAUUUGUAUAAAUUUAGUCACUUCCGGUAUGUCUAAAAACAAAAUGGCGGCCAACAAGAGGAAGCAAGAUGAAAAACAUCUCAAGAUGUUACGUGCUAUGGUGUCUUUACCUCAUAAUAAACAAUGUUUUGACUGUCAUCAGCGGGGACCCACAUAUGUCAACAUGACUACUGGAUCUUAUGUGUGUACAUCAUGCAGUGGAAUAUUACGAGGUAUAACUCCCCCGCACAGAGUCAAAUCCAUCACAAUGACAAGCUUUUCACCAGAUGAUAUAGAAUAUUUGAAAUGCCACGGAAAUGAUUAUUGUAGAAAAGUAUGGCUAGGACUAUAUGACUCCAGAUCAGGAGCAGAGCCUGAUAGUCGAGACGAGAACAAAGUUAAAGAAUUUAUGAGUCAAAAAUAUGAAAAGAAACGCUGGUAUGUGGCACCAAAUGAAUCAAUGAAAGAAGAAGCCAAACAUAUGAACCAAGCAGCUAUAGACAAUAAAGCAGAUACAAAGUCAAUAAGGACUAUAGCCCCUAAUGCUCCAAAGUUGGUAGUCAAUCAGUAUCAAAAGCCGCCUAGUGAACCUGCAGUUCAAAAGCCAGUACCGACUUCUGUCUCGAAUGCAGCACCAGCCGCAGUUGCUCCCCAGGCAGCACCCCCAGCUUCGGGACUCCAGGAUAUAUUUGGUGAACUUGGGGGUGAUCCAUUCAGUAGUGCCAGUUCUACACAGCAAGCACAACAGCCACCUGCUGGAGGUGGUUUUGCCAACUUUAACAACUUCGGUGCUCCCCAGGUGGCAGCACCUGUCCCACAAUCUUCUGCAGUAGCACCCACAAGUCAAGCAUUCCCUCCUGGGGGAGGUCUGUUACAACCACUCGGUCAGGCUUCACCAGCCCAGCCUAAUGUACCUGCAUCUUCCUCACAGAACUUCCCUGCAUUCUCAACUCCUUCUGCAGCGCCAUCUACAACACAAACUCAGUCUGGUGGCAAUAAAUAUUCAAAUCUUGCGGAUUUAUUUUCGGGUGAUGUUAGCGAAGGGGGCUCACUUUUUAGCGGUGGUGCAACAUCAGAAACUUCAGUAUUUGGUGGCUCAUUAUCAACAGAACCUGUGGCGCCACCUGCUGGUGGAAUUAAUUGGGGCAGCGGAGCCGGAGGGCCAGAUACUAACACAGCGAGUGUAGGACAAAUGAACGCUAAUCCUUUUGGUGGAACAAAUACAUCAACAACCGGUGGGAAUCCCUUUGGUGGUGGACAACCAAAUAUGGCAGGAGGCUUCGGAGCACAGCCUGGAUUUGGCCAAUCACAAGCUGGCUUUGGCGUGCCAGCGGCAUCACAACCAGCUGCUCAGUCAACUCCGAAUGCGGGGUUUCCAUAUUCUCAAUCAGGGGGUUUCAGUAGUCAACAACAGCAACCCGGGGCAGUUGGACAAUUUAGUGGUAUGAAUACACAGGCAGGGGGUGGCGGUUUUGGACAUUUUGGACAACCGGCCCCAACUCAAACAGCUACAAUGCAAAAUGGUGGAGGUCAAGGUCAUUUUGGGGGUCAGCCCCAACCGCAAGGUCAAUGGGGUCAACCUCAAGGUCAAGUUCAGCAACCAGCAGGUGGAUUUGGACAGUUUGGUGCUAAAGGUGGACAAGGGUUUGCUGCACCUCAGCAACAACAACCGCAGCAACAACAAUUUGGUAGCUGGGGUCAGCCUGCAGCUCAACAGCCUGUAGGAAAUCCUUUCAUGGCUGGAGGGGUGCCCCCACAGAUGCAGCAACAACAACAACAACAACAACCUAGGGCAAAUUCCACUAACCCAUUCUUAUAGUGACACCUUUUGGGACCCAUAGGAAUUACAUCUUGACAAGAGCUCAUGGCAGUCAUAUUUUAAAUGAGAAUUACAGUGAAACAACAAGAAAUAUUAAAGGAAUGAAAUCAACAGACGCAAAGUAUAGAUUCUAAAUUGUAUGGAAUUGUAAAAUUAUCAGACAUUUCAUUCAAAUGUUAGAGAGAAAAAAGCAUGUAAAGUUGAAUAGAAAAACAGAACUUACUGUAGUAUGAUAAAUUUUCGCCAAGUAGACUCUUGGGUGGAAUACUGGAAUAUAAAUUUUAUAGCUAUAUAUAUCUACAGUAAUAUAUCUACAGGACCAAUAGACUAUUUUAAUAUUCAUUCAUAGACUUUGUAUAUGUGAAAUGGCUCCAUGGGAAUUUAAUGGUUUUAAAUACAGUGGUAACUGUUAAAAGUGAAUGGCUUUUGUUCGAUGACAGUAAACCAAAAAUCAUAAAUAUGUGCCUCGAAGGUAAGAUUUUCCAAAGGUUACAAUAAAAAUUUGUAUUGACCUCUAGGCUAUUCAGAAAAAGGUUUAUGUCUUUGAUAAUUAAUUAGCUUUGUUUGGUGUUAAAAUUGGCAUUUUGAGCAUUUUUGUGUCACCAUCUGAAAGAGUUAACAAAUUGUUUUCACCUUCUUUUGUGUGAACGAUGUCAGUAAACAUCUUAAAUAAUUUGAAAAUGAUGACAUAGAUAAUAUGGAGUACAAUCAUUUGUUGGGACAUCCUCCUCCAGAAGGAAGGAACUUUGUGUAUGAUUCUGAAACCCUGCGUUCGGAGGAUGUUGUUGGGAUUGCAUUCAUUUAUUCUGUUUUCUUAUACUUGAUUUUCAUUGGGCGUCACUAAAAUUGCCCGCUGCAUGAUAUCCAAUCAAAUUGCCAAAGUAAUGAAAAGUACAGUAUGUUGUUUUUUGGAUAAUUAAUUUGGGAGAGUGAUACUCGAAAGAUACAGAAGAUAUGUUUCGUAUUUGGUUACAAGUGAAGUCUUAAUUGGCUCAAUUCAAGAAUAGGUUUUCACGUUUUCUAUGUUUAGGGCAUGAGGGAGGGGUUAAAAAGAUAAAUCAUCAUAGACUCUCUGUACAUGAUUGCAAAAAAAUGUUAUGUACAGUAAAAUCUGUAUAUCCAGACACCUGUCAAAUCUGUACAUCUCAAUGUGAAUGCUUUUUCAGUCCCAUUUUUUCAGCCACCCAAAGAUCUUUAGGUGGCUCAGUAGAAUUUAGUAAUUUGGCAUGCAAAGCUAAAACGAUAGAGAUGAAAAGCUGUACAUUUUUAUUCAAUAGCCAGUUCAAUCCACCAUUUUGAAAGUUAUUGAAACAGUCCAGGAGGAUUCGCUCCCAGGGUUCCAACUCGAUAUUCUGCCAUAUAUGUUUUCAUGUUGCGAUUACAAAAUUCAAAGUCAAACAGCCACCAUUUUUUCA
Messenger RNA from Owenia fusiformis, 3410 nucleotides. The record is from the annotation of a GenBank genome assembly. Lineage: Eukaryota; Metazoa; Annelida; Polychaeta; Sabellida; Oweniidae.